Molecule: messenger RNA, 4678 nt
Organism: Danio rerio (zebrafish)
Lineage: Eukaryota; Metazoa; Chordata; Actinopteri; Cypriniformes; Danionidae
Source: RefSeq, a predicted model, not a curated record
AAAUUAGGAAAUUACAUUGACAACUUUACAGUUUGGUAUAUUUACCGUACCGCAAACCCACCACCCUCAAACUAGAUUAGUUUUCGGCCCUUCAUAAGAAAAAGUUUGGGUACCUCUGAUCUAUGGUUCUGCGUCAACGCUAUGAAACACUCCGCGGCUGUAGGUGGCAGCAUUUCAUUGUGGCUCUUCCUCCCGCACAGGAAGAAAAAUGAGCGGGAGAAUUUGUGUUGUUGUUGUGGGCCAGAUACAGUGACGGACUCUAUGCAACAUAUUAAGUUAUUUCGUGAGAUAUUAGCAUUUAAAUACUUAAUUUCCUCAGAUAUUUUGAGCAUAAAGCUAUAAUAAAUGUAAUGGUCGUACAUCAGCAUCGAGACUGUUGUUUAAACAAAGAAGAGUACAAUGUUAUCUACUAAUGGCAGUCAGCUAACAGUCAUGUUUAGAAGGAGGCGAAAAAACGGAUUAUUUACGGGUUUAUAAGCUUUACAGGCGGACAUAUAUACCUUUUAUCCAGGGCUGGACUUCACCACAAUGUCGCAGGUCAAAGCGAAAAAGAAACUGCAUUAUUACCAAGGACAUGAAAUAGCCACGUCUGAUUACAAGGUGAACGAGGUCCUUAGCCUGCGUGACAUUGACAAGCUUUUUGAUGAAAUUGAUGCUGACUCUGAUUUGGGUUUGCCUCUGCUUUCACCCUUGCCCAAAAACACUGUAAAUGGUGAAAAGAAAAGUGAAAGUUCAUCUAGUUCAGAAAUGCAGAAUGCAUCAUCUAAACAGGUUGUAGUGGAACACAAAGAAGCUUUGAUCCAAGAAAACAGCAUUGAAGAGGAUGAACAAAUGGAUAAAGAAGAGAGUCCAUUUAAAGGAAUCGCUCCCAUAAAGACUUCCAGCCCUAUUGUUUUGGAAACUGAAAGGGAUAAAACGAUGAAUGGAGUGAGGCCUGUGGCUGAUCCACUUCUAUUUGGAGUUGAGGAUGAGGAACCCAUUGGUGGAGACAUAAGUGAGGCGUCCUGCACACAACAGUCAGAAGCAGUGAAGGAAUCACUCAAUAUGGAUAGUGGGUCUCUGGCAUCACCACCGGAAAAGCUUGAGUUUAGGAAAACUACUAAACCAAAUGCUGACGCAUUAUCAAGCAUGAAGACAGCAGAAAACAAUAGAGCACCAGUGCAAGCAACCCAGUCUUCAUCUCCAGAAUUGAUGGAUGAAGAUCCAAAUCAGAUUUCUCCUGUUUUGCUUGAGGAGUGUGAAGAUAAACUUGAGGCUGAGCAAUGCCAGAACCAGGUGGCAGAGGAUUCAGUCAGAGGACUGUCUUUCCAACACAAGCUUAAAAAGGCUUUGAUGCCUAAAUCCCCAUGUUCCAGGAAACAAGCAGCCGUUUCAGCAGCUCCUCCACCUGCAGAUUUAGAGGAGGACUUCAUGAUCCUGGAUGAUGAGGCUCCUGUACUUUUUAUCAUUCCUCGGAAGGCAGAUGGCAGCAAAAAUAAAAGACCUGUCCCAGCAGACAUUAUGAAGGAGAACUUGCUUACUGAGCCACUUUCAGCAGAUCAGCUCUCACAGAGUGAAGCUCAUCCUGCCAGUCGGCAUGGGGCGGAUGCUAAAAAAAAACAAGUGCAAGUUGAGUCUGCUAAACAAAAACUGAAAGGAAAACGUGGAAAGGCUUCAAAAAAGGCUGCCAAAGACUCCGUGUCUGAUGUCGCUGUAGAAGAUGGAGCAGAUACUGUAACUGAAACACUGGAGGAAAGGGUCUGUGAUCAAGCAUCAACUCAAAAUGUACAGCAACACAAAGCAGUGCCAGCAGGAAUGAGACGUAGAAAUAGCAAGCCACCUGAGCCUGCUGAACUUACUAAAAAAAAUGGUCAAACUGAAACCGGUGGCAGCAAAGAAAUCCCAGUUGCGGAGUCUAGAACUACAAAGAAAUCCACACAAUCAUCUAACCAGGGGAGACAAAGGUCAAAAGCAAAGAAGGAAUCCAAUAAAGUCAAUGUUGUAGCAGAUCUACACACUGCUAACUCAGUGAAAUCUAGUAAAAAUCGCAAGAACAGCAAAAAGGAGGACAGUGUCUCUAAGACAAAGAAACAAAGUUCUAAACAACAAAUAGUGUUGGUGCAUCCUUCCUGUGAGGAGCAAGAGCAUGAACCUUCACCUGCCAUCAGCGAGCAAGAGGAAGAACAAAGAACAGUUCUGAAUAAACAAUCUCCAGUCAAAAAGCAGAAGAGAAAAGAAACAAAAACAGUGGAACCGAAACCAAAGGAUCCACCACCAAUUUUAUCAGACAUCUCUUCAGACAGUCCUUUGUGUGUAAAGAGGAAGAGAAAUCCUCCAGGACAAUGGUGGCUCACCAGCCCAAAUGAAAGUACCACAGAUCUUCAGCCAAAGCAUGUGACGUGUACAACACAAAGGCCAAAAGCCAGCACAAAAACAGCAACAAACAAAACACCUGCUGUUGAUUCAGAUGAAACACCGUCUUUCAGGCCUGUCCAGGAGAACAAAAAGAAACAGAAGCGUUGCAAUGUGUCGGACAGUACUGAAAAGGUAAUAGCAGGUGCCAAUGGACGCGAUGUUGGAGCUGAGAAAAAGACACCCAAGAAAAAAGGUGGUCAGAGGAAACAAAAACCAACAGCCGCUCCACUGACAACCUCAAGUCAGGAAGUGGGAUCUGGUCUGAAUGACAAUGCUCUGGAAAAUAGUCCAGAAUGGUGUAGUCCUCGCAGGCAACACAGCGUUCUAGCAGGUGAGAAGAGAGUGUUUGACUCUGUCUACUCGCGAGACACUGGAUCUGCAAAGAAACGGCUUUCAUCUUCUUUUAGAAUGCCGGAGGUUUCUGAACCAGACAAUAAUCCACAGAAAAGACAAAGAAAAGCUCCUUCCAAUUGGUGGGAGACACCACAGUCUCAAGAAACAGCCAAUGAGCUUCCACCACCAUGCAGUCCCCCUCCACAAAAGUCCCAACACAGUCCAAACAAAAUAUCAAACAUUCCUAAAAAGAAAGGAAAUUCAGCAAAAUCACAAAAAACAAAGAAUCAUGCCAAGAACAUAAAACGAAAGAUCGUCAACACACCAAAAUCAAUCAAACGCUCUUUAGCCUCAAUGAAUGCCAUUUUUGCUUCUGCUAAAAAUAAAAGCAUGGUCAAAAGUGGACAAAGGCACAGAAAGCUCGGUCGCAGAAACCUCCUUCACUCUCUUGAGGACCAGUCGGAUCACUCGAGUGAGACUAUGGCCCACACUGAUGAUCAGAUGCAGGGAAUGAGCCACAUGUCCUUGGGCUUCACCAGUGGUGUUACUGUGCAGCCAUCAGCAACCACAAAUAAAACCAGUGUCCGGGUUUCCAGUGGUUGUAACAGAUUAUCUGAUGUUGACAUUGAUUUCAGAAGUGGGCCAUCUUCAAUGGUUGAGCUUCAGCAACACGAUGAGGAGGAUGAUGAUGAUGAUGAUGUUGAUUUGCCUUCAUCUAGAAUGACUCAUGUGCGACAGACUGCACGGGUGUUGGCACGCUGUGAUGUCUGUGGCCCUCCAUUGCAGCCUGUUGUGCUAGAAGAUGAGGAUUGGAACAACCUCCAUGCGUGGUUUGCUCACCUGUGGCCCCCAGCUUCUAAAAAUGGACAAGUUAUUAGUCCUGAUGACUUCCACUGGCACUCCCAUGGAGGCAGAGCGAUGGGUCACAUGGUUGAUCUCCAAAGCCGAUCAUUCUCACACGGAAAGAUUCUGCUGGGGUCUUUCAUGAAGAAACCUCCACAGGUGGACCUUGAUACGGUUUCGGUGUUCAGCGUUAUCUCAAGUUGUGUGCGUGUUGAGAUUGAAGGUGUAAAAUCAGUCUUCAAUUCUGGACAGGUGUUUAUGAUACCCUCUGGACAAAUGUAUUGCAUCCACAACCUCUGUCAGGAACCAGCAGUGCUGAUUUACCACAGGACACAGUCUGAUGAUACAUAGAGUGGAUGGACGCAAUGUGACUUCAAUUUCUUGCAAAUAUUCAGUGGUAACAUUUAAGAAAAAGAAAAAAAGAAAAAAGGUAGAAUUGUAGAUGAUUUGUUUUUUUCAAAUCAUACAAAAAAAUUGCCUGGGAAAGCUUCAAAAUUGUAGAAUUUUUUUGAUAUGUAAAUAGCUUAAAGCUAAUUUUCAUCCUUAAAAAAACUGAUUUUAUGACGCAGUGUGAAAUGCUUUUCAAACCUGUCUGCUUAUUAAUAUUUGUGUACAUUUCUGUCUUGAUUUCCCCCCUGUCCCCCUACCGAGAAUGAAACCCUAUGUUUUUCCACAACAAAUGUGUUGGCUUGACAGCAGGGGUCAGUAGAUCCUUUGCUAUACUCUAUUAUUGCGCUUGUCCAACUUUAUCUAGUUUUUAUAGUCCUAUGUAGUGCUGUUUAUUUGAGGUAAAGGUGAAAACAUAAUUUCUCCUUUAGUUUUUUUUUAAAUAACAUUCCUCUGCAUUUGUAAUUUUGAUGUAAAUCUUUUUCUACCCUGUUUUGGAAAAGUAUUUAUGCAUAGAUCUGUAAAUGUUUUUGAGUUUUGCUGUUUAAAGCUUGCAUUUUCAUUUACAUUUCAUCAGUUUUCCUUUUUUAUAAGCGUAUUGAAAUGUUUUUGUGAACUAAGCAAAUUACUGAGAGAUAAUACAUUUCCAUUUUUGCUGGAAUUACAUACUUUCAUCUUCAUCUCUGUCACUGUACCAAGAUUUAAAAUAAGUGUGACAUUG